Molecule: messenger RNA, 574 nt
Organism: Dermacentor silvarum
Lineage: Eukaryota; Metazoa; Arthropoda; Arachnida; Ixodida; Ixodidae
Exons: 3
Coding region: 188-574 (128 amino acids)
Source: RefSeq, a predicted model, not a curated record
AGCAAUGUAUCAAUAACACAUUGUGUCUAAUUUCUUUGUUCAGCUACACCAGGAGUUUCAAGCUGUGACUGGUGUCAACCUUGAGAAAGAAUUUCUCAACUUCAUCAAUGUGCAUGGAGACAGGUGUCUUUAUUUAACAAAGACACUCCGCAGUGCAAAGGAGCCUCUAUCAAAAAUAGAGACUGAGAUGGCCACACUUGAAGGCGAUGCUAAGAAACACCGCUUUGCUGUUGGAGUGGUCGAGAUAUUGGCCUUCCUGGUGAAGGAAAAACCACAUUUUUUAGGAAGGCUGGAUGUCUACCCGGCACUUAUCACCAAGGACACUGAAGAUGGAACGAUUUUGUUUGCGGCAUUUGAAGGGUUGGAAUUGGAAGCCCUCGACUUGAUAGGAGGAUUUGUUCUGCUCAUGGAACUUUACUGGGUUUUCAAUGUAAAGUACUGUCACAAGAACAAAAAUGUUUUUGCACUUGUUGAACAUUUUUGUGGACUGCCAUCAUCAAGACCAGCAACACUUGGGACACUGCAGGCAAUUUCAGCAAUUAAGAAGCUGCAGACCUUCCCAGAGAAGGAAUGA